This is a messenger RNA of Mya arenaria, 4965 nucleotides long. Its product is annotated as cysteine-rich with EGF-like domain protein 2. The transcript has 9 exons. Gene Ontology annotation, molecular function: calcium ion binding. The record is from RefSeq and is a predicted model, not a curated record. Bases 307 to 1539 code for a protein of 410 amino acids. Lineage: Eukaryota; Metazoa; Mollusca; Bivalvia; Myida; Myidae.
ACCGAUAAUCAGGCGUGGCGCGAUUUGAUUGGUUGCCAGAAGUUGACAACAUGGUCUCUGAAUGAAAGAGAAAUGUCAGUAGUGUUCAUUUGCUUUUUUCUACAAAACUAGCCACAGUCAGUUGAAGUCAUUAAUGAAACAAUAUCAAGGAAUCAUUUAUAUAUUCAUUCGGCAUAAUUUCCCAUAACUUAAAUUUGCUCUGUGCAUUUGUGCAGCUUUGAAGAACGGAGUGGUGCAAAAAUCAGAAAGUCAGAACUCCUCAGAUAUAAGACUGUUGUGACAAUCUGACUUCAAGAAUAUAGAACUAUGAAUCUGCAGAAGAUCGUUAUAUCUGCAUUACUCCACCUAAAUCUGAUAAUUGUUCUCUGCGCAGUGUUUGGGGAAGGAGUGAAAGAGAAAUGUGAUACAUGCAAGGAUAUUGUUGAAAAUUUCAAAGAGGGCCUUGAAAAGACUAGGAAGUCAAAUUUUGGUGGAGGAAAUACUCAUUGGGAGGAAAAGUCAUUGGGUACAUGGGCACAUAGUGAAACCAGACUGAUUGAAAUAUGGGAAAACUACCUAUGCAAAGGGGAUGCAAAAGAAUGUCAUUUUAUGUUGGAGAAACAUGAAGAAGAUAUUGAAAAUUUCUGGUUCAAAGUGCACGCGAAGAAUGAACAAGUUGACAUGCACCAGUGGUUCUGUGUGGAUAGAAUAAAAGUAUGUUGUCCCAGCAACAGUUAUGGUCCCAAGUGUUUACCAUGUGCCGGAGGAAAUGAGAGGCCCUGCAAGGGAAACGGGAAAUGCAAUGGUGAGGGUACCAGAGAGGGUACAGGAAAGUGCGAGUGUGACUCAGGCUAUCAAGGUGACCUCUGCGAUGAAUGUACGGACCAUUACUUUGAGGAGAGCAAGAACGACACUCACACAUCGUGUACGGCCUGCCAUACCUCGUGUAAAACUACUUGCUGGGAGGCAGGACCCAAGGGCUGUGACGAAUGCAAAAAUGGCUGGAAAAUGUCUGAAGAGAACGGGUGUGAAGACGUGAAUGAAUGUGAUGACACCCCUUGUGAGGAAAACCAGUACUGUUCCAACACAGAGGGGUCGUACAACUGUGCCACAUGUCAUAGGUCAUGCACAGGGUGUACAGGGUACGGGGCAAACCGUUGUGUGACCUGUAAAGGCGGAUAUCAACUGCAGGAUGAACACUGUCUUGAUAUAAAUGAAUGCACCGAGGACACAACGCUGUGUUCUGGGGAAAAACAGUCGUGUCACAACAUUGACGGGAGCUACGAAUGUAAAUGUGAGGAUAAUAUGAUCUACGAAGAAGGUGGCAAAAUAUGUAUACCCAAACCUAAAGACCCAUCCAAAGCACCAAAAUCUAAAGAAAAGAAGAAAAAAGAACAUUCAGAAAAAGAUAGACCAGGCCUGCUUAUAUUACUCGGAAUGCUAGUUGUAUUUUACGUUUGCGGCUCAAUUGUUCAGUGGAAUUUUAUAAUUGUCUUCUUCCUUUCUAUUGUGUUUGGAGUGUUUUUGUUCUGGUUUGGAUCCCAACAUGAAUAUGUUUAAUAGAAAUGGAGUGACAGAAUUGAUAAUCCAGUGAAAUUUAAGUAUCUUACAAAUUUUCAGCACAAGUAGUUCUUCUGUUGUUGUUUUUUGAAGUUUUUUGUCAGUGUAUACGGGAUUGUGCAAAACUUUCACCUUGGCCAUAACCCAAAAUGUGUUCAAGAUAUUCACUUGGUACACAAUUGUUGCACACAUACAGCAAGACCCAUAACCGAAAAAUGCUUUAUUAAUAGUUGGAUUAUGCCCCCUUUUUUACUCAAAAACAACCAACAAGCAUAUAGGCAUGAUUUUUGCUCUGAGGCACUUUGUUACCUUAAGGCAGCUUUGUAAGCUAAGUUUUAUAAAUAAAUAUAUAUACAUAUGGAGACUUUUUAUACAACCUAUCUGUAGAACAGUAAUUUUGUAUCACUAAUGAAAUUUAGCAUUUAUGUGUAACUUGUGCAAUUAUUCUACGAGUUCAAUUAAAUUGACAAGCACCAUUUUGUAAGUAAUUCACUGUACAUACAUGUAUGUUUUUAUUUGUUGACCAUAAGACUUGACAAGUUAUUUUCAUAAAGAUAUUUUUUGUUAUAAUGGUUAUAACAAUUGAAACAAGUAUUGUUUAAAUGAAUUGUAUUCAAAGUGACUAGUCAAGUGAUUUGUUUUAAGAUAAUGUUCCAUCAUGACCACCAACUAUAAUCCCAUCCGAAAAUGGUCAUACAAUACUUUGGUGCAUUCAAAUAUGGCACAACAUAUGACAUUUUGUUGGAUAAAUAACAAAAAAUAAAACUAAUUAUUUCAUAUUGCUAGUUGAAUUCACUAACCACUUUAGCAUAUUUCUAAGUGAUAGGUGAAAUAAUUAGUUAUCAGUAAUAUUUUUGUUAGAUUUUUAAAACAGCAAUUAAAAGAGCAUUAAUUAUAAUAUGGAACAGUUUGUAAGCAGGCAGUACAUGUAUAAGUUUCUGCUCAGCCUCAAUUGAAUAAUUUACUAAUUGUUUGCAUAAUAUGUUAUUGAUUUUGAUGCUAUUAAUGCAAACAUGUGUCAGAAUUGUGUGUUAAUUGUGUGCAUUUUUACUCGUAUAUGUUUAUAAUUCAAACAGCCAAAUCGAACUACUAGUAAUUGAUAUUAUUUAUGUAGAGGAGUGUUUUGAUUUGUUUAUAAAGUGAUGCAAGAGCAAAACUAUCAAAAUAUGAUGUGUUUUUAUAUUGUUUUGAUGAAACUAUAACUUUGUAAGAGUAUACAUACAAGUAGGAGUGAAGCAGAUAUGUUUGCUGUUUAAAUGACAAUCAUAUCAUUAUCUGUGUCAUUCUAUGUGUGCAAUAUAUGUAAAAAGUAGUUAAAAUCCCUUAUUUCUUAAACUCCCGGGACCAAACUGGGGAGAAUUUCAUACAUAAGAUUUAUCUCAAUCGUAUGUUUCCUUUAUUUUUGUCCACGUUCUAUAUGCUUAUAAAUUGAUAAUAGUAGAUUGCUCAGAAACAAUGAUUUGGACUUGGUUACAUGUUUUGCUGUCAAAUAAUUUUUCUUUAGCAUCUUGGCCAAAGUUUUUAAUGAACAUAUUCUAUGAGAGAAUGUGCAUCAAAAAAGUGUAGAAAAAGACUUGUUUUUGAAUAACAUUGGAUGUUUUAUGGUAAAAUGAGUUGAGAUUAAAAUUGAGAUUAUUUUUUUUUGAUAUUGGGGCCAGGGGCUGUGAUUAUGAACAAUCUCCAGUCUCUAUCUAUAUUUUCAGACAAGCACUUUUAUUUAAUUACUAAGAAUAAUCUUGAUUAAAUUAUGUUAACAAUUGAUCAAUAACAUAUAGUAAUAAAAUUCAGGAAAUUUCACCAAAGUAACAAUGAAAUAAAUAUUGCAGUUUUGCCACUAACUGAGUCUGAACUGUUUUUGGUAAAGCCCCAGUUAUAGGCUUUUAUGAAACCAUCUUUUUAAAUGAUAUUGCAGGAUAAACACAGUCAUUUCUAAAAUGGAAAAAUGAGGUUUAAUUUUUGCUGUUAUUUAUUGUUUUGUUUUGUUUUCCAGAAAAUGGAGAGGAUACUGAAAAGGAUACAAAGGAAGAAUUGUGACGAAACAUCAGCCAUAGAUACAAAAGUGCAUUAUAUUUAUAUUUCCAAACAUUUCAACUUGCACUGUAAUUUGGCUGUAUGUUAAGCAAUUUUACAGAUAUUUUUUCUGCAUUUUUCUCAUUAGUUUUCAUCUUUGGAAGUUUUAUUCUAAUUGUGAUGUAACCUUAAGCUUAGUUCCUUUAUGCUUAAGUGGUGUAUAUGACAGAUGCAGUUAAAUACAAUUUUCUGUACAUUGUAUAUUAUGGAACUAUACAAACUUUAGGAAUUUUGCAUACAUUUGUAUGUCUGUUAUAUACCAAACAAAAGAGGAAAGGAAAAUUGAAUUAUGCUCAAACAGUUUAUUGUUGUGAACGAAUUAUUUUGGGGUGCAUCAGUAUAUUUUUCUAUGCAUAGAUUAUGGAUUAUUUAAGGCGUCUGGCACUCUGAAUGAAACUAUAACCUGAGUAAUUCAACUCUUACUGAGAAAAUGUCAAGUAGAAUAAACUUUAUUACUUUUGUAAAGAGUUGAUGGGGUUUUUUUCACUUCUCUUAUUGCAUGUAUAGUUUUUGAAUGUAUGUUCUGUUUUAUUGAGACUAUGCAAUACUUUUGCAUAAUUCAAUCUCUUUUUUUCUUUUUGUCAUGUGUUUUACAUGAUUAUGGCGUAACUAUUUUAAUCUAUAUCAAUUCUUCCAUAGUAUACUCAAAGAAUUAUUUCGUAUUCAGUGAGAUAAGAAUGAGAUGAAUUACUCCAAUGGGCAAAUAUAAAGAAAAUCAGCCAUACAAAUUUAUUUUUUUAAUUGUUCACAUGUUGACACAAAACUGGAAUAUAUAGAGGAUAAUUGUUUGUUUCAAUGUCAGAUAGAAAAAUAUUUCACUAAGUGAACCAAAAACGACUUUUCAUGAGUGGCAUAGCCAUGAGUGAAAUAAUCUCUUUAUUUGGUCUUCACAAGGUGAAAUAUCUUGCAAUCAUCCAUUGAAAUAAAGAGUUUUUGUAUGCAUAAAAAGGAUAUUAAAUUUUGUUUUUCAAACAAGCGCGCCAAAUUGCAUGUCAACAAUGUCAUCUCAGAAAUUACUUCAUUGAAAUUCAUUCAGUGCGUUGAGGUUUGAUUUGAGAAUGGGCUAAAAUUUCAAAACAUUAAAAAACAAAAAUUGAUAUUGUCUCUGUUUGAAAAAGUGAAAUAUCAAUUUUAUUUCACUGAUUUAUCUCUAUAAAUCUCCAGAAAGCAUAUAAUAAUAUUUUAAUCAUACUUCUUUGUACCCUGAAAUAUUUUUUUAACGAGUGUGUGAAAGUGAAUGAUGCUGCACAUUUAGAUUGUUUUAGGCCACAUUUGAUUCUGGAAUGAGAAUUUUGAACGUGAAAGUGUUUGAUAUUCUUGUGGAAUGAUGAUUAUGAAAAUAAAAGAUAAAACUCA